GUUCCGCAUGUUUGAAAAACUUAACGAGGUGCUCUUGAAGGUCUUUCCCCGUCAGUGAUGCCGUUCUUCUAACGGGCAGGGUGGGGGUGUUGCAGAGCAAGCCCUGACAGCCGAGCUUCCUCCUUGUAAAGCAAGCGCCCGAGUUGGGUUUUGCCAGCCGAGCACCCGCUGCCAAAACGGCUCUCGCCUAGAGACGCUGCCCGCGAGGGAUGGAGGGCAGGCCCCCGUCUGGGGCUAGGGUCCCCGGGGAGACGAUACGGGGUGGCGCGGCGCGGGAGAGUCACCCCGGGCUCGUCGCCCCGCCUAGCACGUGGCCCCACCCCCAGGACGUGGCCCGGACCGCGCCCCAGGCCCCAGUGGAAGCCGCGGCUCGGCCCGAGGUGUGGACCCUUCCUGGGCUUUUCUGUUACACGUGGGUGAAGCUCAGCCGCCUUCCCUGCCUCCACCCUCGCUCUCUCCUGCUGCCCCCCUGCCGCAGCCAUUGCUCCCCUAAAGCUCCGGUGUCAGCAGAAAACACUUCACUUCGAACCAUGAAUCUCGACAUCCAGUGUCAGCACCUAAGUGACGCCCGGUGGGCGGAGCUCCUGCCCCUGCUCCGGCAGUACCAGGUGGUCAGGCUGGACGACUGCGGCCUCACGGAGGUGCGGUGCAAGGAUAUCCGCUCUGCCCUCCAGGCCAACCCCUCGCUGACGGAGCUGAGCCUUUGCACCAAUGAGCUGGGCGAUGCCGGGGUGCGGCUGCUGCUCCAGGGCCUGCAGAGCCCCGGCUGCAAGAUCCAGAAGCUCAGCCUCCGAAACUGCUCCCUGACGGACACCGGCUGCGAGGUCCUGCCAGAUGUGCUGUGCUCCCUGUCCACCCUGCGCGAGCUGCAGCUCAGUGACAACCCGCUGGGGGAUGCAGGCCUGCAGCUGCUCUGCAAAGGGCUCCUGGACCCCCAGUGCCACCUGGAGAAGCUUCAGCUGGAGUACUGCAACCUGACGGCCGCCAGCUGCGAGCCCCUGGCUGCAGCGCUCAGGGCCCAGAGGCACUUCAAGGAGCUUGCGGUGAGCAACAAUGACAUCGGUGAGGCUGGUGUGCGGGCACUGUGUCAGGGCCUGGUGGACUCUGCCUGCCAGCUGGAGACGCUCAAGCUGGAGAACUGCGGGCUCACAUCGGCCAGCUGUAAGGACCUGUGUGGUGUCGUGGCCUCCAAGGCCUCGCUGCAGGAGUUGGACCUGGGUGACAACAAGCUGGGUGACCAGGGCAUUGCCACACUAUGCCCCGCGCUGCUGCAUCCCAGCUCCCGGCUCAGGGUCCUGUGGCUCUGGGACUGUGACAUCACCACCGCAGGCUGCAGAGACCUGUGCCAGGUUCUCAGGGCCAAGGAGAGCCUGAAGGAGCUGAGCCUGGCGGGCAAUGCGCUGGGCGACGAGGGUGCCCGGCUGCUGUGUGAGACCCUGCUGGAGCCUGGAUGCCAGCUGCAGUCCCUGUGGGUGAAGUCCUGCAGUUUCACGGCUGCGUGCUGCCCCCACUUCAGCACGAUGCUGACCCAAAACAAGCACCUUGUGGAGCUGCAGAUGAGCGACAACAAGCUGGGGGACUCUGGCGUCCAGGAGCUCUGCCGGGGCCUGAGCCAGCCUGGCGCCACGCUGCGGGUGCUCUGGCUGGGGGACUGUGAUGUGGCCAACAGUGGCUGCAACAGCCUGGCCUCGCUCCUGGUGACAAACCACAGCCUGCGGGAGCUGGACCUCAGCAACAACUGCAUGGAUGACCUGGGCAUCCUGCGGCUGGUGGAGAGCCUGGAGCAGCCUGGUUGUGCGCUGGAGCAGCUGGUCCUGUACGACAUCUACUGGACGCAGCAGACCGAGGACCUCCUUCGGGCCCUGGGAGAACGCAGGCCAAGCCUACGGAUCAUCUCCUGAGAGGCCCAGGGCUCCUCCCGCUCCGGGCUUCCGGGCUGAGAAUGAAGAGACUGUCAAAUCAAUGGACUGCUGUGGGAAAGGUUUAGACAUUUUAUUAAAGCACUUUUUUGGCA
Messenger RNA from Hyaena hyaena (striped hyena), 2014 nucleotides. RefSeq names its product ribonuclease/angiogenin inhibitor 1 (gene RNH1). NCBI's taxonomy places the organism in Eukaryota, Metazoa, Chordata, Mammalia, Carnivora, Hyaenidae. The record is from RefSeq and is a predicted model, not a curated record. The transcript is spliced from 11 exons. Gene Ontology annotation, molecular function: protein binding. Gene Ontology annotation, cellular component: cytoplasm. Bases 210 to 1901 code for a protein of 563 amino acids.